CCAUCAAUCAAAAAUACCACCUGCCCUGAUCUGCCGCGUUUUCCUAGUCAACCUCUUUUUUCCCAAAGUCGUCGUUUUAACGUUAAUGUCUGGCUGUUAUAAGCCAAGGAACAGGACAUGACCUGAGAAACAAAGUUGGUUUGAAAGUAAACGAGCUGUGUCAAAACCCAAAAGCAGUGUAAAAAAAAAAAAAAGGAAGAACAGUAAAGGAAGACGCGUCGUUUUAAAAAGGCUUGAUCGUCCCCGCUAAUCAAGCACGGAAAGGUAAACUUUAAAGGCUAAGAAAUGGGAAAAGGGACUUGAAGUUCUCACAAGUCAAAUACAGCAGAAUUCAUGCUCUUAAAUCCGACGCUCUCUGUCUCUCUUUUCCUUGGAAAACGGUGUCGUACAAGCGCUUGUGAGAGAGAGAGAUGCCAAUAGAAAGUGAGCAAAAGUCACCGUCCGAUGGCAAAGUUUGUGGAUUUUUUAAGCUGCCGUUUCGGCAAUCCGAUAACAAUACCAGUACGACGUCGUCUUCUUCCUCGGCGUCGAAUCUUCACGGACAAAGUCAACCUCACGUCGAAGGAUCGAACCAUCACGGCUCUGCCAAUUCGGUUUCCUCCGUUGCAAAGUCGCUUUUUCCCUCUCGGCGUCGGCUCAAGCUUGAUCCGGCAAAUAAGCUCUAUUUUCCAUAUGAACCUGGCAAACAGGCGAGGAGCGCGGUCAGGAUAAAAAACAGGAGCAAGUCAUAUGCAGCUUUCAAGUUUCAAACAACAUCACCAAAGAGUUGUUUCAUGCGCCCUCCGGGUGCUAUUCUUGCCCCUGGCGAGAGUAUCAUAGCAACGGUCUUCAAGUUUGUGGAACUUCCUGAGAAAAAUGAAAAACCAAUGGAUCAAAAGAGCAAGGCUAAGUUUAAAAUCAUGAGUCUCAAGGUGAAAGGUCCGAUGGAUUAUGUACCUGAGCUGUUUGAUGAGCAGAAAGAUCAAGUGGCAAUAGAGCAAAUAUUGCGGGUUGUUUUUCUAUAUCCCGGGCGUCCUUGUGCUGCUCUAGAGAAAUUGAAGCGCCAAUUAGCUGAUGCUGAUGCCGCACUUGAGGCAAGCAAAAAGCCUCCAGAGGAUGCAGGUCCAGGGAUUAUUGGGGAAGGACUCGUCAUAGAUGAAUGGAAGGAGCGAAGGGAAAGAUACCUUGCUCGACAGCAGGUUGAAGGAGUAGACUCAUCUUAAAGUGGCAUUUGUCAUGUGAUUGAAGUUUUAUAUAAUCCUCUCUUGCUUAUACCUCUCCAAUCUUUUCAUAUAACGUGAAGGGUCUUGCCUUAUAAGAAUGAUCAGGAAACUCAUCUUUUGUUGUAUAAAAGUAAGCUAAAUUUUCUGUAAUUGGAGACUGGACACUCGGCUAGUUACCAUCUGCUUUGUAGUGAUUUUGUGACCUCCCUAAAGGAAUAAAAUUGUUCUUCAAGAGAUGUUAUAGACUUAAUGGAUUUCGAAGUGAGUAGGAAUGUUUCAAUGCAUAUUCUACAAUGUUCGCAUCAAUUAUCUUUAGCAAACGUUUCACAAUUUCGGUAGAAUAUUUUUUGCGGUGCUUUCGAAAUCUUGCCAAGCCAUUUAGAUAUGGGAUGACAGAUGUUCUCCUUUGAUUUUCCCAAGCCAGAGCAGAUGCUAGUCAUUGUGAAUGCAUAAAUAGUAAUAAUGCUAAAAGACAUCAGGUCAGAUGCAUUUGGAGCCUGUUUCUGGUCAUGAUUUUGGUGCUAAAUCGUUUCUAAUGGUUGAUGAUGUUUCAUUCAUUAAGGGUUUUUUAUUUGGGAUAAAUCCCAGUGGUUUCAGGUACUUAAUGGUAUCGUUGGGCCAAGGGGGCCACAAGUUAAACUUUCUACUUGAAUUCCGGCUGAAGAGUCUGUUUAAAGAGUGAUGCACUUGAAUUACUGGACACAAAGCCAAACCAAUCACAUUUAAUUUAUAAACUAUAGAACAAGGAAUAUAUGCUUGUGCCAAUACUUCCACCUGCUGACAAUAUAUCAAAUCUCGAAAGCCAAAAAGACAAUCUAAAGAGAGAUUCAUAUUCAUAUACUGUGAUUCAUUACAAAGAUUUAUAGGGUCUUGACCUACAGAGUGAUCAUAACAAGCUGCUUUCUGUGAUCUUUUGUUCGGAGUAUCAUAGUCCU
Durio zibethinus is the source of this 2137-nucleotide messenger RNA. RefSeq names its product vesicle-associated protein 4-2-like. Lineage: Eukaryota; Viridiplantae; Streptophyta; Magnoliopsida; Malvales; Malvaceae. Gene Ontology annotation, biological process: endoplasmic reticulum membrane organization. Gene Ontology annotation, cellular component: plasma membrane; endoplasmic reticulum membrane. The record is from RefSeq and is a predicted model, not a curated record.